Messenger RNA from Porites evermanni, 4540 nucleotides. The record is from the annotation of a GenBank genome assembly. Lineage: Eukaryota; Metazoa; Cnidaria; Anthozoa; Scleractinia; Poritidae.
AUGAAUAAAUUUGGCAAGGAAGCACUUGAUGUCCACAACAAAUACCGAGUCGUUCAUCAAGUACCUGAGUUAAAGUGGUCAAGAAAAUUAGAAAAAGACGCGGAAACGUGGGCCAAUCAGCUAGCCAAAGAAGGCCGCCUGAAACACGACGAUACAGAUGACGGAGAAAAUGUGUACGCUGUAAUGGGAAAAGAUGACGUUACUGGAGCAGAAGUCGUUGAUCGGUGGUAUUCAGAAGUUGAAAAGUAGGUAGAAGAAUUAAACAAUGGAUAUACUUUACGAUGAUGUGAAAAAAGAACACUUUGACUUGUGCGUUACAAUCGCGAUACUCCUGACCCUGGACAGGCCUGCGGAUGAGACAAAUCAGUGGUCUUCUAAAUAGUUCAUUUCUCGAUAAUUUCAUGCAGCCAUAAAUAGACGAAAUAUCCCGGUCCGAAGUUAAAAAUACUUGUUCUUAGUUAAGCCCAUCACACUUUUUCGGAGUUGUAUCACUAACAGGACCUUGUCACUUAGUUAAACGUUUUUUCUCUUUUUGCUAAACCGGUACCACUUGCCUUGGUCCAUGUUAAAGCCGUGGGAAAAAAAAAGCGAUCUUAUUAUAGAUCUUAUUAUAUAGAGGCAUGCUAAUUCUCAAGUUCGUUCUAUUCUGGCAUCCCUUAUUUAAAUCUGAAUGAACAUGACUUACGGUCUUCUUGGAUAAGGGUAAACACUCAUUCCACGUUAAGUGGGUAAAUUGUGCCAAGGAUUUUCAAAAAAUCGAAGGUCAACAAAUCAGACAAGUAGUUAGUUUAACCGAAAGAUACAUUAUUGAAGGGUGAGAAGCCAAAAUUUGGUCAACAUAUCUUUUAUCUAUAAAAAGUUAUAGCCUGUUAUUUAAUAGCAUCUAGUGUGAUAUUUUGUAUGGCUUGAAACAGCACAGUGUUGCAUUAUAGUAUGUUUUUUUUCAAUUUAGCAUACUAUAAAAUGUUUAAAAUGAAAUCCGUGGAAGGCUAAGGUCUGAGUUUUACAUGAGUCAAGUCAGUGGCUCAAGGAAUGAAAAAGUCAAGGUGUUCUGCCAUGGUGUACUUUAAUUUGGUCUGACGUAACGAAAUAUUGAGAAUUUAAAAUUGCUGUGUUUUUUUCAAUGUUUUUUCUUUAAAAAAGCCGUCAGACUAAACAUUAUUUUGCUAAAUGUGAAGGAAAGAAAGUGUUGUUUACCUUUUUUAUAGUUUGGAAACAUGUGAUCUAGUAGAAAACGAGUGAUUAUCAAAUAAGUUUCGGUAACGGAAGUUACAGAAGGAAGGUAAUAUUUCAUUUCUCUUCCAACUACUUACUUUUGGGAUUACAGACCGUCUUAAAUAACAAUGCAUAUGACUUAUCCAUUGAAUUGAAUUAAUGCUAAACAAUUUUGGAUGAAAUUUUGGAAUUUUUGGGUGGAACAAGGCUAAAAACAACAAAAUGAGCAAAAUAAAUUGCAUUGAAAGAAAAAAAAUUAAUAGAUACAUGGUAAUCUGUUAGAAUUCGUACAAGAAUUGUAAUACAUGAGUGUUGUAAGGUCCAUUCACAGAAAAGAGGGUUGAACUAGCGAAAACAGCUUCAGAUAAUCCACUUCCUGUUUUGUGUAACCUCCGUUACUUUAAAAAAAAUAAUAAAAUGAUCAAGAUGCCUGUCCCAUUUUAAUCUUAUAUUCCUAAAUUGCCUAGAAAUACUUCAAAGGAAAAUAAACUUCUUUGAACUAUGCACAAAAACUCGUCAAACCACAAACUCAGCUAAAAUUCCCUUAUCACACUUGACAGAGAGGUAUCUCACCAAUGGCACACGUAUGAGGGUUACUUAUGACGAAAUAUUCACCAGAUGUCAUCAAGGCUUGAGUUGUUUGAUGGGGCAAUCGUGUAACAGCAUUUCCUGAAAUUUUCCUGACGUUUAUCCCAUGUUUUAGAGACCGGACAAAUUCUUGGUAACGGAAGUUACAAUUCUACCUUUUCUGUUACAUCUUGAAGUGAAAUUAAUAACUCGGAAAAACCAAACAUACUCCAUAAUAAUCCUCACUAGCUCCUCCGUCACCACAAAAAUCAGCACGACCCACUUUUCAUUUUUUUUCUUUUUCAUUUUUGCUUAUCAAAAAGAGCAAACUUAAGUAAUAUUUACCCGAUGUAAAUCAUUCGCAGUAUUUAUUUCUAGGCCAUUUGUGAUCUGCCCUCAGAUCGGUAGCGGAAGUUUCAUAAAAAUAGCGGACACCAGUUCACUGUCGUUAAAAGCAACAAAACUGACCUGCAGUGAGAAAUUAUCAUGUAAGACUUUAGUUUAGGUCCCUCCCGAGACAUUGGAUUGAUUAGUUUCCAUAGUAUAAGGCGACAAGCAAAAAUAUACCGUAACCUUCUAUACUCACCCUCUCUGUGGACAUAGCAAAAUUGCAUUUUUUGGACACUUUUGGCCUUGAUUUCCUCAAAGUUACUGUCUACAGGAGCACAAAGGGGUACUGUCGCUAUUUAUUUGGGCAUAUUUUAAGUAUUUUUCAGCGAAAUGAUUAUUGGAAAACAAUUUGAGUCCCCAAAACUUGCCAUGGACACCAAAAAAUGGUAAUUUAACCACUUAACGUGGAAUAAGUGUAAAGCCGGGCUCAUAUGUGUUCAUGUUUUCUCUCACAGAUAUGACUUCAACAAGCCUGGAUUUAAAAGCGGCAUAGGUCAUUUUACCCAGGUCGUGUGGAAGGAAACCAAGGAAUUAGGAAUUGCCAAGGCCAAAAGCGAUGAUGGAAAGAUCUUCGUUGUUGCUCGAUAUCAUCCGGCGGGAAAUUACAUGAAUCAGUUUCAGGACAAUGUUAAACCCAAGGUAGAUGUUUGUCAUUUAAAGGUUCUAUAAUAAGCCUAAGACUUUGUGUUCGGGAAGACCUUCAUCACUAUUCAGCUUUGCAUGUCUCACUUAUAAGUGCUGAGAAUGGUGGUGCAUAACACUUCCAUGAUUAACUUGCUGGAAUAGUUUUAAAAAUGCCAACGGGCGAAGAAAAAUAGAAGAUUAAACAGGGCUGAAGGAGAUCCAAUAUAAAACGCCAAAUACGACUGAUAUAUAAGAAAAUAACUGGCAGAAAUACGUGACUUUAAUUCUGAGGAUUUUUUUUUUAAUAAACUCUCUGUUUGCUAUCUCAAGGCAACUGAACAGAAUGGCGACGUCACCAAGCCGGCAGAGACAAAGAAUAUCACCAGUGAUUCGGAGAAAAGAGGUAGGCCCCAUUGAGAGCCCAUCUUUGUAAUAUGAGUUGACAUCCAUAUUUCUAUGAGAAGUUGUUAUAUCUCCUAAUGAUAAUUUCAGUAUGAUAGAGAAAAUGAUCAUCGGCAUCAGAAGCAUAGUUAUAAUGUUUCUGUCAGCAUCAAUCAACAAAAGACUUUCAAAAUGGUACUUGAGAGACCCGCUGAACUAAGAAUUAUAUCCUACCGUUUUCGUUUACCUUUUAUUUUAGUAUUUGUUUUGUAGUGUGAUGGCUGUUUUCAAAUAAAUUCGCUGAUUUUUUUUGCUUAAUGUCAGUUCUAUAGUUUAUCCAACAAAAACAUUACCACAUGUAGUACGGACUAAGUUGGAGACGAGCAAAAAACAAGUUUUAAUUGUGUUUAGGGUAGGACCCUUUAAUCCGAGCUUACACUUUUUUUUCUUAGUCUUUUCCAACUAACCGACACAUUUAACCAUUCUUUUAGACUGUAAAGCCACAUCCUCCCCUAAAGAAGAAUUUCCAAAGCAAUCUCUGGACGCACACAAUAAGUUUCGUUCAAUGCAUGGCGUGCCACCCUUGAGUUGGGCUGAUGACCUGGCCAAGGAUGCACAAGUAUGGGCUGAAAAGCUAGCAAAUGCUCGAACAUUACAGCAUGCCAGUAAGAGUGAAAGAAAUGAUGCUGGAGAGAAUAUAGCCAUGUUUACAGGGAGCUUUGAUACAGCUGGAGAAAAAGCAACCGACAUGUGGUACGUAAUAUACAGACUACUUCAUUGAGAACUAGGCAGGAAAUGUAAACGAUAACUAAGAACAACUCCAGAUUCAGUUUACUGUGAACAAAAUAACCCCCUGUAAAGCGUACAACCAUUAGAUCGACAAUUUAUGAAAUUUAUCCCUGUGGAGCUUUCAAAAUAUAUAUGCUAUAAAGAUUGUAGACUUUUCGCUUUCAAAACUCCGUUUAGUUAAAGGUGUCUGAAUGAAAUGUAGUUAUGAAAACUAUUACUUGAAUGAAAAGAUUCUUACUAAUUAUUUCAGUUAGCCUGCGUAUAGUUUUGCGCAAUAACUCGAUUGGAAACGCUUGCUGCGCAGGUUAUAGUUUGAGUUUGCUCUACGUUCGAUUUGAUUGCGUCUUGUUGCAGGUAUGGCGAAUACAAAGACUAUGAUUUCAGUCGUGGUGGAUGGCAGAAAGGCACUGGGCAUUUUACCCAGGUCGUAUGGAAAAGUACCAAAGAGUUGGGAAUUGGUAGAGCGAAAACCGCGGAUGGAAAAAUGACGUUUGUGGUUGGCAGAUAUCGACCUGCAGGCAACAUAAUCAACUACAUGGCAGAUAACGUUUUUAACUUGAGCCACAAAGCAUAA